GCGUGUUCGCUGCAGCCAGCUGAAGAAGCAAUAAAAUCAGUAAAAUCGCGCGAAAAAGAAACGAAACAGAAAAAAAAAAACGAGAUUUUGAGCGAACCCCAAGAAGAUAACAGUGUUUAACUUGUGCCUCACAAUUAUUGUGCAUUUCUUCAAGCCAAACCUUCAAACCACACUAUAAUCAAGGGCAGCACACGCUGCAGCAGCAUGGGGCUGAGUUAGAGAGACUCCAGAGACCCCGUCCUCAAGAACAAGAAGAAACCUCACCAAAGGCACAAACGAUAAUCGUUCUACAAAUUCCGUUCUACAAACAUUCCAACAAACCCGCGUGGGGAUAGUGAGAGCGCGGAAGGGAACAAGACAGCAUCCCCGGAUGGAACCGUGCCGAGGGACUCUGUUUUCUAUACAAAGUAUACCAAUUUUAAAGCAAUCCCGAUAUCCUUUAUCCACGUAGCAAUUCGUGCAAUCAAAACCAUCCCAAAUAGACGGUCAUCAUCAUUCGCGGUCGGGGAAAUUCGGACAGGAUCGUUAGGUUUCCGCCCACUGACAACGGGGAGGAAGAAAAACACAAAACUGAAUUACAAGAGAAAAAACCAAGAAGCUACAGACAUCGCAGCCAACCAGCAAGACAAAAGCAAAAUUGCUUCGAAAUUUCAUGCCCACAAAACAACCAACUCGCGACGGUUUACGAAACGAAACGGAAGCACAAGCACAAGACAGCUUCAGAAGCAAGGGAGGAAGGCCACGUUGAAGAGCAACGGUGAAGAGGGAAGACAGGCAACACAACGACGAAGCAGAAAGCACGAGAGCAAAUUAUAUAAUGGACAAUUUCUUCGCUGCCAUAUCAUUAUUCCGUCGACGGAAAUAUGACGAGUGCAUCGAGGUGUGCAACGGCCUGCUGCAACAGAAUGCCCUUCAUCAAGGUCCUUGGGAGCUGAAAAUGAGAUCUAUGACCCAGCGUGUGUACAUCGACGAUAUCGAGGCGGACGAUGAUGUGGCGGAGGAUAUUCUGGACACGCAGACGAUCGCUACGGCACCCCGUCCCGGUACCUCGAUCAGGACAGCGAUGGCCAAACCAGCAACCUCCGCCAACGCCGCCACAGCGAGCCGCCCGCGUACCGGAACUGGUCGACCAAUUACGGGCAUUUCACGUCCCGGGACACUCUCACUGCAACGGCCCGCCUCAACGCUCGGCAACAAGACGGCCCUUAAAACAGGGUCCCGCACCGCUGCCGGAACUACAGCCGGUGGUUCCGCCCGCAACCUGCGCCUCGGAUCGGCCUCCAUGUUUGCGGUCGGCGAUCCGACCGGACCACUGUUUCACAUCUCCCGGCUGCAUCCGGACAAGUACGCGGAACGAGAUGCGCUCUCCAAGCCACUGUUCCAGUACCUGUACUACCACGAGGGCGACAUCCGCAAGGCGAUGGCACUGUGUGAUGCCGUCCUGGCACGGCGCCGAACGGCCGACCUGCUCACCGAUGCCAGCAGUGGUUGGUGGUGGAAUGCGCAGAAGGCUCGCUGCCUGAUCGCCAUUGGAAGUCCGCGCGAGGCAGAGCCGUACCUACGCGCGGCCCUGCAAGAUCUGCACCAUCCGGAUGUGGUGCUGCUGCUGGCACGGAUCUACGUCAAGAUCGAUCAACCGACGGCCGCGCUGGAGGUGUGCAAGCAGGGGCUGGAGAAGCAACCGAACGAGAUAGCGCUGCUAACGCAACAGGCACGCAUACUGGAGCUGGUUGGCAAUCUGGCGACGUCGGUGCGCCGAUACAGACAGAUCUCGGCGCUCGAUCCGAUGAACACCGAGGCGCUGGCGUGCAUCGCUGUGAGCUACUUCUAUGCCAAUCAGCCCGAAACGGCUCUGCUGUACUACCGGCGCAUCCUGUCGAUGGGAGGACAUAGUGCGGAGCUGUACUGUAACAUUGGGCUGUGCUGUCUGUACGGUGGGCAGCUGGAUUUGGUGUUUCCCUGUUUCCAGCGCGCUCUCAGGAUGGCGACGACGAGCGAGCUGCGGGCGGACGUGUACUACAACUUGAGCUUUGUCGCGCUGACGACCGGCGACAUCCAUCUGGCCCGCCGUUGCCUUCGCCUCUGCAUCGCCGCUAACGGAUCCCACGCAUCGGCGCUGAACAACAUGGCCGUUCUCGUGGCCCGCCAGAAGCAGUAUCAAAAGGCCAAAUCUUACCUGCAGGCUGCCCGCACCGCACACCCCACCAGUGACGAGAUUGAACACAAUCUGAAAUUUAUCGAAAAUUUCCAAUAAACUGAAUUCGAGGGUAUGCAAACAACAUCAACGACAACAACCACAACAAAAACGGCAAGAGAAAUCCUAAUAACAACGCUGGACACGCUACCAUGCAGCCGAGACUGAAUAGAUAAAUAUCGCCUCUCAACACGCAACACGCCGUCACACACAGACACAAGCGGGCGGUAUGGCACUUGGGAGAUGUUGCUUGUUUUUUUUUUUCGGAAAGAAAUUUAUGCGCCAAAUUUCAUCACCUAUGUUGCAGGCGCGUGCGCUCGAUCAACUCGAGGCCUACUUUCCGGCCAGCCCUCACCCAAAAGGAUGUACCGUCCGAUCCGGCUGCGUUUGCGCCCAGUUCCCCGGCUCCCACAAAAACAGGAAGACAGAUGCAUAUAAAUUCAAGCCUUAUUUUUAGACAUUCUUUCUUCAGCCUGGUGGAGCCGGUUUUUUCCCCCGUGCUCAUUAUAUUUGUUUCCUUUCCUGUUUGUUUGUGGCGAUCGUGCGCGAAAUGUUAAUCUUCCUCUAGCAGCGUGGUAUGCCGAUAGUUUACGAUCGGAAAGAGGAUCAGGGAGGAUCAUGGCGUGGCACCAAACACACCAAAAAGCGCUAGCACAGCAAACGCAGCGGGAAGGAUUUAAAUUUGUUCUUUCUUCUCCACCAGCCACGGCACGUAGGCUUUAAUCAACGCUUUCAAACGUCGCACGGUGUGUUUGCUAAUGCUGUGUCCCGGGUGAUUUGCCAAAUCAUUAGUCGCGCUCGGGAACGGGGGAUCGAGCGCUUUUGGUGGGUUCACCUAAUGGAUGUCAGGAAAAUUAUGUGAUCGGUCUUAAAAUGGGUUGACAAAAGUGUUAGACAUGCGAAACCAGAGGAAAAGAAUAAAGCGAAGAGAAGAAAGAAACGCAUUUCGGAAAGGAAUUAAUC
Messenger RNA from Anopheles merus, 3157 nucleotides. RefSeq names its product tetratricopeptide repeat protein 8 (gene BBS8). The transcript is spliced from 4 exons. Lineage: Eukaryota; Metazoa; Arthropoda; Insecta; Diptera; Culicidae. The record is from RefSeq and is a predicted model, not a curated record. Bases 818 to 2254 code for a protein of 478 amino acids. Gene Ontology annotation, biological process: non-motile cilium assembly. Gene Ontology annotation, molecular function: protein binding. Gene Ontology annotation, cellular component: BBSome; non-motile cilium; ciliary basal body.